AGCUCCGAAGGUUUAUAGACGCAGUGAAUCCCGGCCGUUUACCAGUAGCGCGGAGCCCUUGGUUGGGAGCGCACGUCCAGUUACAAAAAACAAUUCCGAAGCCGCGAAAUUAUAACGAUCAAUAACACAAAGCCGCGUGCAAAAUAAAAACGUCAGCAUUAUUAUCAAAAACGAAUCGCGUGCGUUCCAAUUUUACCAGUAAAUUACAGGUGUCAAUUAAGAUAUCGAUGAUUUCGCGUGACAACCGGUGUCAACAAUGUAGCCAUAGUGACGCGCUCUGUUGACGUUUUGACACGAUUAAUUCUUUACGAUAAUCACAAUGAAAAUAAUUUAUAUGAAAUAUAUUAAAUUUCAAUGUUUGUUAUUUUUAAAAAUUGGACAGAACCAAUUUUAAUUGUUAAUUUGUUAAUAAAUAUAGAAGACGAAGCCAAAAUGGGGAAUGGUAUGAAUAAGGUGCUGCCGGGCCUGUACGUGGGUAAUUACAGAGAUUCGAAGGAUCCCAUUCAACUGGACAAGUACAAGAUAACACACAUCCUCUCCAUUCAUGAUGCGGCCAGAAGAUUACACGCUGAUAAACACUACUUAUGCAUCAUGGCGUCAGAUUCUCCGGAUCAGAAUCUCACCCAAUACUUCAGUCUCUGUAAUGACUUCAUACACGCUGCGAGACUGAGAGAAGGGAAUGUCUUGAUACAUUGUCUGGCAGGGAUGUCUCGCAGCGUCACUGUGGCUGUGGCGUACAUAAUGUCAGUUACUCCGCUGACUUGGCGUGAAGCAUUGAAAGUCGUCAGAGCGGGUCGAGCCGUCGCCAACCCUAAUCUUGGAUUUCAGAGGCAAUUGCAAGACUUUGAAACGUAUAAGCUUGUGGAAGAGAGGAGACGUUUAAAAGAGCGAUAUCCGUCGCUGGCGCUAGCUGACAGUGACCUCUCGGAGUGCAGAGUGAUGCUUGACUCCUAUCAGACGAUGCUCAACCAGCGAACUAUUUGUGAGGGCAAGUGCUCUAUGGGACGGCAGUGUCCCACUGGCGUCUGCAGAACUGGUUCUAAAAGACAGCCAAGACCUCGAAGACCGUCUACCACAAACGAGGAACCGUCCGGAAUUAAGAGAUCGCCAUCAACUCUGUCCACAACGUCCACAGCGUCUGCUUAUAGGCCGCGAUCUUCGCCAGCCGGCCUCUAUAGUUAUACUGGAGUCCCUUCCCGUCCUGUUCGUUCGGCGUCUGGUCUCUCCAUGACCCGUGUGUCUGACCUUGGCGGAUCGGCGGUAGCCGUGGGCGGCAGUGAGUACUCCCGCAGGCGCGCCGCCUCAGCACCAGCGACCCCUGCCGCGUCUCCGCCCGCCUCCCCGCACAGGACGCCGCAAAGCGGCGGUUGUGCAUGGAUCAUACCUUCAGUGAAUUGGAACCCCGAGUCUUUGUGAUUACGUCAUUGCCCGCACCAGCUGGCAUCACAAGAUCACGUGCGCUACAACGUUGUUCGUAGCAAACGUCUACGAGGCUACGACCUCUACGCUGAUGCUACGUCCGCCUUACUCCCCUUGUAUUGUGUUCAUUUGUGCGAUUGAGCUUACGCCUGAAUAUGAUAGUAUAAUUUACAUACAAGGGAUUGCAGUGAAUGCUAUAUUAUUUACACCUUUUAUAUAAGGGCAGCUAGCAUGAAUACGCUUUCUUUAUGAGGAAAAAGUGUAAUUGUGGACGAUUAAAUUUGAUUUAAAACUAGUAUUAAAGAAAAAAAAAAUUCCAAAAAACUAAUACAUCGAUGAUUUAAGAUUCGGAAUUGUUAAAACUAAGGUCUAAGAAUUAUUUACACACCGUUUAACUGUCAGCGUGUGACGGACGGGUACAACGCAUUAACAUAAGAAGUAAUGUUAUGGUGUAUUAAAAAUAAUAUUUUAAUAAAAAUUUAAUAUUAUUUGAGAGUACAAGUGAAACGUUAAGGUUUUAACAUUGUGAUGCUAUCGGGACAAAGGUCUGGCUGGUCCAGCUUAAAGUACAUUUUUAUAUUAAGCUAAAAUGUACAUUUACUGUAAGAUUCUUCUCCACUGAUUUAAAUGUAAUUUCUCUCACCUUUUGUAAUAAACAAGGUGCUUUCUUGUAUCGCUUGCAAUCUACUUACUUAGUGUAUAUAAAAACUAUUUACUAUUCCUCAAAUUUAUUGAUUAGAAUUCUCGAAAUAUUUUUAGUCUUAGGUUAUAAUAAACUAAUCGACAAUUAAUUUACACUGCUUAGCAGUUUCAAAAUGAACUUUAUUCUUGGCAUAAAACCUCCUUCGCACUAUGUAACGUAAUAUAAACCAAAGCGCGCGAAAUCACGUUAGUGUGAAUUAAUUUUAGAACACUUGGUUGUGCUGUAAUCUAAGAACCAAAGUGCAACAACGAUUCCUAACUUAUCUAAACUCAAAUAAAAUCUUAAUUUUCUUGACUUUCUCCUCUGAAUUAGUAACUAAGUGUAGUCUUCAGUUAAUAUCUCUAUAGUGAAUGAUAAGUUGUGAAAAUUUUGCAUAUCUCUUUCUCUCUUACUAGGGCUUAGCCAGAUAGAAAUUGUGAUUUAGAUGCCUUCAAUGGUGGCUAAUAGAUACUAGUUAUAAAAUCAUUUGUGAUCUGCCGUUGAAGCUUUUUUUAUAAAUUGAACACAAAAUCAAUUUCUGGACGGUUAAAGAAUGUUAUGAAUGAAGGAGUCCAUUUUUAACUGUCAAAAUCAAUAUCACUAAACGUCACUUUACGAUCAAAUACGACAAUAUUUGAAAAAAAAAUAUAUAGGUACAUACACGCACUAUUUUUGUCGAUUUUAUAAUUAUUAUAAAGUUUAAUUUAUAUCCACCUAAUGUAAGAGCGGUUACAUAUUUUGUUUGUUGUAGCUAUAUACAAUAAAGUGUUUCAUGUUGUUAUUGAUGAGAAGUUUGACGUUUUGUUGUAUUCUAAGGUGUAUUUUGUUGAGCCUCAAUAUUAUUAAGAAAGAAGCAAUAAGAGGACAUUGAUUCUAAAUAAUUAGGUAUAUAUUUUUAUUAAAAAAAAUAUAUAUAUAUAUUAUUAAAA
Danaus plexippus (monarch butterfly) is the source of this 3030-nucleotide messenger RNA. Its product is annotated as dual specificity protein phosphatase 22. Gene Ontology annotation, biological process: protein dephosphorylation. The record is from RefSeq and is a predicted model, not a curated record. Bases 355 to 1416 code for a protein of 353 amino acids. Gene Ontology annotation, cellular component: cytosol. Gene Ontology annotation, molecular function: protein tyrosine/serine/threonine phosphatase activity. Lineage: Eukaryota; Metazoa; Arthropoda; Insecta; Lepidoptera; Nymphalidae. The transcript is spliced from 9 exons.